CCAAAAUACACAAAGCUGAGUAGCGUUCAAAGUUUUCUCACAACAACCUUCGUUUUCCUAUUCACUCACGCGCCUCUCACCCUUUCAUACGUUUCAUCAUUUUCUCUCUUUCAUUCUCCCUAGAAACCGUUUCGUUUUUCUCCUCACUUCAACUUCCCUAUAAACCAAUGUCCUAUUCCUAAACCCUACACACUCUCGCACACAACGCAACCCAACCCAACCCAACCCAUUUUCUUCUCACCAUGCCUUUUCCUUGGAAGAAAAAAAACCGAGUCACCCGAAUUUCACAAAUCGUCGCUGAUCUUCAAUCGCCAAAACGCGGUCGUUCGCUUUUCGUUGAAACCGGUUUCCCCACUUCCCUCAUCGAUCUCUUCGUUAAAAACCGUAACCGCUUCAAGAAAUCCAGAUUCAAAAAACCGGUUCACUCCGAAAACAUUGAUCCGUCACCCUCAUCGUCACCGCCUCCACCGCCGCCGUCGUCACCGAUCACAUCUCCGUCACCGAUUCAUGAAGUUUCAUCCGGAGAGGUUCCGACACCGAAUUCUCUUAUCGGAGAAAACACCGAUGAAGCCGCCGUCGGUGAGGCUCCUCCGGUUGAAAAACUAACUUCCGCGUUUCGUUCAAAGGCGAUCAUCGUGAAAACGUUGACGGUUAUUGUUUUAGCCGCGAGUGUGAAGGAGUUAACGGUUGCGAUCACGGUGUCGGCGUUUGCGCUUCUGUUUCUCGAAAACGCAUUAAAACGCGCCGUUUCGUGUUUAAAGCCUUGUUCUAAUGCUAGCGUCGUAGAAAUCGAAUCUCGUUUCCAGAAGAUUCUGUUUCGUGUUAAAGAAAAUGAGAUUCAACAACCGGUAAAGGUUUUCAAUGAAGUUGAAUUGUUGAAUUUGAAUCGUUGUUGUGUGAACGAUGAAAUUGAAGCUGUGGAAGAAGAAAAGAGUGAGGAGUUAGGGAUUUGUUGCGAAUUGGAAGAUUCGUUUGUUUCUGAGUGCAAAAUUAAAGGGAAAGGUAGUCGUAGCGGUAGGUUCAAGGCAACGAUGGUGAAGAAGCUUCAGAAGUUUCGUUCUAAGAAAGAGAAAAAGGAAGAAGAAAAGGGAAUGAGUAAUAAUAAUAGUUAUAAAGAGAAUGAGGUUGAAGAUAAAGAAGUGAUUAUUAUUAGAAGUGAAGUAAGAGAUGAUUGUGGAAUCGCUUAUUCGAGAGAAUCGAUUAUUGCUGGGAAUUCUGGUUAUGCAAUUCUGGUUAUGAUUGUACUCGUUGGGCUUAUUGUGGGGCGUUUACAAGCAUUGGUUCUAACAAUUGGAUGGUGUUUCUUAGUUAAGAUAGUUAAAGUUAUAUGGAGAUCAAAGAAUGGGUCUUGAAUGAUUCAAUUGAAUGGUUUGAAGCAUUGAAAUUGUGAAACUCCAACCGUUUGUUGGAAAUCCCCAACUUGAUGAGUUGUAUUUUUUAGAUGUAACUAUGGAUACUGGAUAGAUACUAAUUACUACAGUGGAUAGUGAAUAAUAACACUCCUUUCUUUUUUAUAUAA
Messenger RNA from Lathyrus oleraceus (garden pea), 1519 nucleotides. RefSeq lists its product as uncharacterized. The transcript has a single exon. Bases 243 to 1352 code for a protein of 369 amino acids. NCBI's taxonomy places the organism in Eukaryota, Viridiplantae, Streptophyta, Magnoliopsida, Fabales, Fabaceae. The record is from RefSeq and is a predicted model, not a curated record.